AUGUCAGCAGUGUUAUCUUCAUUAUUGGCCAAAAAGAAUAAAGCAUUCUCAACCAAUGAUCCACCUGGACCAAAGAUUGAAUUACCAAUCAUUGGUAGUUUACAUUUAUUGGGUGAAAAGCCUCAUCACAGUCUAGCACAAUUACACAAAAAGUUUGGUGGAAUUUAUAAAUUAUGGAUGGGAGAUUAUUAUACGGUUGUAGUUAGUGAUCCACAUUAUAUUAGAGAGAUAUGGUUAAAGAAUAAUGAUAAUUUCAUUAAUCGUCCACAUACUCCAUCCUAUACCAUUAUGUCUGGAAACUUUACUGAUUUGGCAACUGCCGAUGAAAAGGUGUGGCGUCACAACCGUGGUCUUGUAGCUGGUGCUUUCACAAAAUCAAAACUUGGAGGUACUCAAACUAUUAUUGCUCGUCAAUGUAAAAGAUUGAUUGAUAUGAUGAAUUUAUGUGCUACUCAAGGUCAAUCUUUUGAUCCAAAGAUAAAUUCAAAGAAAUAUUCAAUGAAUAUUAUAUCGAGUAUGGUAUUUUCAAGAGAGAUUGCUUAUGGAAAUGAUAACAGUGAAAUAUUGUAUGGUAAAGAUUUUGGUCAAAUAUUAAAACAAAUGGAAGAAGUAUUUAGAGUAAGUGGUACUGGUAACCCUGGUGAUUUCAUCUCCAUCCUUGAACCAUUCUACUAUUAUCAAUUAAAGAUGAUUGGACAAGAGGUUGAUAAAUUAUUAGAAUUUAUAAAGAAUAUUUAUGAUGAUCAUAUUUCUACUCUUGACCCUGAAAAUCCAAAAGAUUUAUUUGAUCAUAUUAUAAUAGAUGGUGGAGAUGAUGUUAAUGGAGUGCUUCGUAUUGGUGGUGAUUUAUUGUUGGCUGGUACAGAUACUAGUUCAAAUACAAUCCAAUGGUUUGUAUUGAUGAUGGCCAAUCAUCCAGAGAUUCAAGAAAAGGUAUUUGCAGAGCUGAAGAAUAGAAUCAUUGAACGUGGUCAUAUUGAAGAAACCAAUGAGAAUGCUGGUAAUAGAAUGGUACACUCUGAUAGAUUAGAGACACCCUAUCUCAACGCAGUCAUCAAAGAAACAAUGAGAAUUCAUCCAAUUGGUCCAUUAUCUAUUCCUAGAUCGGCCAAGAAUGAUAUUGUUAUUGGUGAUUACUUUAUACCUGCCAACACUCAAAUGAUCCUAAAUAUCUAUGCACUACAUCACGAUGAAUCCUAUUAUGACCAACCACAUCUAUUCAACCCUGAUAGAUUCAUCAAUGAAAACAACACUAGUCACUAUCUACCAUUCUCAAUUGGUGCACGUAAUUGUGUUGGUAUGGCAGUUGCCGAGAUGGAAAUCUAUCUUGCAGUUGCCAAUAUUAUGGCCAACUUUAAGAUCAAGUCUGUCGAUGGUAAACAAAUUGAUGAUACCGAAGUAUUUGGUUUGGCUGUAUUCCCAAAUGACUUUAAUAUUCUUUUGGAAAAGAGAUCAAUUUUCUAA
Messenger RNA from Cavenderia fasciculata, 1464 nucleotides. It is a transcript of the gene CYP508D1, whose product is annotated as cytochrome P450 family protein. NCBI's taxonomy places the organism in Eukaryota, Evosea, Eumycetozoa, Acytosteliales, Cavenderiaceae. Gene Ontology annotation, molecular function: iron ion binding; heme binding; oxidoreductase activity, acting on paired donors, with incorporation or reduction of molecular oxygen. The coding region runs from base 1 to 1464 and encodes 487 amino acids. The record is from RefSeq and is a predicted model, not a curated record. The transcript is spliced from 5 exons.